Messenger RNA from Diversispora eburnea, 456 nucleotides. The record is from the annotation of a GenBank genome assembly. Lineage: Eukaryota; Fungi; Glomeromycota; Glomeromycetes; Diversisporales; Diversisporaceae.
AUGACAGACCGUUAUAGCUUUUCUUUGACGACUUUUUCGCCUUCGGCAACCAAUGGAGUUGUCAUUGCCACCGAAAAAAAAGCUGCGUCACCACUUAUCGAUGACUCUUCUCUCGAAAAGGUCGCCAAUGUUUGCCCGAAUAUUGGAAUUGUUUAUUCUGGCAUGGGACCAGAUUUCCGGAUUUUAUUAACUAAAGCAAGGAAAGCUGCUCAAAAAUACAAAAGAAUUUACGAUGAAUAUCCUCCAACAGGAAUUCUAGUGAAAGAAGUUGCAAGCGUUAUGCAAGAAUUUACGCAGAGUGUACGCCCGUUUGGAGUUUCCCUAUUAAUUGCCGGUCAUGAUGAAACAGGUCCAUCUUUGUAUCAAGUAGAUCCAUCAGGUUCCUAUUGGGCAUGGAAGGCAUCGGCGAUGGGGAAAAAUAUGAUUAACGCAAAAACAUUUUUGGAAAAACGGUAG